Messenger RNA from Daphnia pulex (common water flea), 6097 nucleotides. RefSeq names its product 1-phosphatidylinositol 3-phosphate 5-kinase-like (gene fab1). Bases 9 to 5753 code for a protein of 1914 amino acids. NCBI's taxonomy places the organism in Eukaryota, Metazoa, Arthropoda, Branchiopoda, Diplostraca, Daphniidae. Gene Ontology annotation, biological process: intracellular signal transduction; phosphatidylinositol metabolic process. The transcript has 12 exons. Gene Ontology annotation, molecular function: metal ion binding; 1-phosphatidylinositol-3-phosphate 5-kinase activity; ATP binding. The record is from RefSeq and is a predicted model, not a curated record.
ACAAAAUCAUGGCAAAAAGUUUAGAAUCACCGACCAAAUUGACGGAAUUUGCCCCGCUUGCUCCUCCGGAAUCACAACAAUCUGGUAUUCGAUCAACAUUUGCUCGUUGGUUUGGAAUCAACAACAAAAAUCCACCCCCUACCAUUAAAGAGGUAGUUAAUGGAGCAAGCGAAGUUCCCUGUCCACCGUCUCGUUCUUCGAGUCGAGAUGAUAUCUCUCAAUCAGGAGAAUCCACAGUUUCAAACAUCACUUACACAGGUGAAGGUGGCCUUCCUGUGCAGUACUGCGAAGGAAGAACUCUAGUCAGUGUACUUACUAGGGUAUCCAAUCUUCUGGCUCAGAAAGGAAUGUAUAGUGAAGCAGAGUUUAAACAAUAUUGGAUGCCAGAUUCCGUCAGCAAAGAAUGCUAUGAAUGUAGUUACAAGUUCACUGCACUAAGAAGACGCCACCACUGUAGGAUCUGUGGGCAGAUAUUCUGUUCGAGAUGUUGCCACCAGCAAGUUCCAGGGAAACUUAUGGGUUAUUCUGGUGAUCUUAGAGCUUGCACCUAUUGCUGUCACAUUGUACUGUCCUGUCUGAAAUCAAUUGAUCCUUCUACCGAUGGAUCCACAGACCUUUCCAAAAUCCAAGAAGAUCUUCAGAAAAAAUUAGCCCUUUUGCAACCAAAUAGCGCUUCCCGCAGUGAAGGAGUCGACAGCAGUGGCGAACAGAAAAGUCGGAAGACGGUUUUAAAACGCAGAAUUUCUCUCAGCUUCCAAGAGGAACGCUUUACUUCAGGUUCUUCAACGAACCAACCUCUUUUGUCUUCUGCUGAAAGAAAAGUUCUUCUUCACGAUUCCUCCCAACUCAAGACUCUUCACGAGGAAAUCGUUCACCCUGUCCGUGGAAUAUUAUUGCAAAACCAUCGCUACAAGUUGCGAAGCAUCACAAACUGUUGUGCAGGCAGCGAAAUUGUAGAUUGGUUGUUGGUUCAGGACAAGGCUAGUUCACGGAUUCAAGCAACAGCCAUCGGGCAGGCUCUCGUCGAUGCAGGCUUUUUAGAGUGCCUCUCGUUGACCGAUCAAACUUUUAUCGAUGGCUAUUCCCUCUACCGGCCAAAAAACAGCGAUGUAACGUCUUCGAUGAACGAUUCCCUUGUGUCGUCUAACAACACUGAAGUUGCUGAAAUCGUCGAACCAGAGGAUACGCAAGAACCGCUUUGGGUACGACAGAUCGGCAUGCAAGAGGACCGGCAAUAUCACGUUCAGAUCAACACAGGUGAACAACAAUUUCAUCGUCAGUCUACUGCGUCUCAUUUACCUGCUCCAGAUACGGACAUGAUGGACGGUUUGGGCCGUAGAAAUCAUCUUCUCGUUUUGCCACCGAAGAAGAACGAAGAACUUUCUCUUUCUACCGAUCUGAACAGUCCGAAUCCGGCAGCACUGAGCUCUCCAACUGUGCCCCAAGCCGAGGCAUUCGCCCUUCCAUUGCCCCCCAUCACACAAGAGUCGCGCCUUUUUUUCGAACACAUCCAAAGACUUAUGAAACAACUUCUCAGUUGGCAAGGUCUUUCUUUUUCUUGGGCCGAUGUUCUUAUGCCUUUGGUUCAAAGUCUUGCCCAUACCGUUCGACCCGACGUGCGAGACGAUGAUGAUGAGAUGGACAUCAGACAGUACAUCCACAUAAAAAAAAUCCCUGGCGGAGUCAAAAGUGACUCGAAAAUUGUGCAUGGCGUAGUUUGUUCCAAAAAUGUGGCAAAUCGAUCGAUGCCUAGAUGGUCACACGAUCCCAAUAUCCUUCUUCUCAGCUCCGCUAUCGACUACCAACGAGUCGAGAGCAAAUUAAUUUCCUUGGAACCGCUAAUGAUGCAGGAAAAUGAAUAUUUGAAAAAUGCGGUGGCAAAAAUCGCUGCAUUUAAACCUGAGGUAUUGCUAGUCGAAAAGGUUGUGUCGGGUUUAGCACAAGAAUUCCUCUACAAUUUAGGCAUCACAUUGGUGCUUAAUGUUAAGCCCUCAGUGAUGGACCGGGUUUCGAGAUGUUGUCAGGCGGACAUUGUACCAUCCAUCGAUGCCCACCAGCUCAGUCGUCCGAAAUUAGGAUCCUGUCGUUUAUUCCACGUUGAGACUCUGACCCUGGAUAGGAAUAACUCGACAAAGACACUCAUGUUCUUCGACGGUUGCCAACCGAGAUUGGGCGCCACUGUGUUACUGCGUGGCGCCAGCCACUUUGAAUUGCGUAAAGUGAAAAAAGUGUUAAAGUUCAUGACAUUUGCUUGUUAUAACGGACGACUAGAACGCGCAUUCUUAGCCGACGAAUUCGCCAUUCCUAAAAUGCUUGGAUGCAAGACGGAGAUGUUCGACGGAACCGAGACUGUACCGAAUUCCGAUGAUGCUCCACUUCUAGACAGCACUCGUCUCGACGAUAACUUAACUUUCGAGAGCAGCAGUCUGGUGAUUGUUGAUAGCGACUCAUUGAUGAGUCCUGGGACCAACACGGAUGUCUCGUCGGUCCAAGUGGUGGAGAAAAGUAAUACUCCGGACGAUAUCAGCUCGACCGAUCUCAGACCUGUUCGAGAAUUGGAUGAUCCUCUUCACGAAUAUUUGCGCAUCCGUCAGGGCGAUCAGUCACUGAGUUCAACUCCCAUUCAGCAGCCGUCGCAAUCACUGAGCAUACAAAGUUCAUCGCUAGCAACCAAUUCGAUGUUGUUCCGCAAAGCCAUGGAGGACACGAUUCUUUCCAUUUCACCACUCAUCCGCCAUCCUUUACCCUAUCUGGAAACCGAGGCCGGCCGUAACGCCCCUUUGAGAAAAUUCUUACCGGAGGUGCUGUACUACUCGCAACAGCUCAAACAGACUGAAUCACCGCCGCGCAAGAUACGCUACGGCCAGGAAGAUGGAAUGAACGGCGAUAAUUCAACGAUAGAUCCUAUAUCCGAGAGGAGUUUGAUCCACCCUUUUCUACGGGCUAGAAUCACGCCCGCAAUAUCGCGAACUGAGCUACUUGGUUUGCUUAGUGACUUCCGCGCCAGGGGAGUCCGUCCUGGAUGCAAACCGCAUGAUCAAGUGGUCAAGACCAAGUUGUCACUGUCCAGUAGUGACGAUUGGGAGAACAUUGCCGAAGAGGAAAACCAAGCGGAGGGAGGAGGGCUUAAAGAUUGCCUGGACCCGUUCAAUCUUCAAAAACUUUGCGCUUUAUUUUCCAGCUUUUGCCAACCUGUUUCCACAGUCGCUCCCCAAUACUGCGUUGCUCCUUGGGUUGUAGAAAUGGAUUUUUAUGGUAGAAACGACAUCACGUUAGGAGGAUUCCUGGAGCGCUACUGUUUCCAUAAGAAUUACACCUGCCCGUCUUCCUCAUGUCAAUCGCCGAUGGCAUCUCACGUCCGUCGCUUCGUUCACGACACUUCGUCCAUCGUAGUGAUUAUCCGGCAGUUGGCAAAUUCGGUCAAUUGCAACGCUGUCUCGUCGGGUACUUCUAUUGCUGACGAUCGAUCCAUCCUCAUGUGGUCGUGGUGUAAAAAAUGCAAACAGGUUUCUCCCAUUUCCACAAUGUCCACAGAAACGUGGCAUUUCAGCUUUGCCAAGUAUUUGGAACUGCGCUUCUAUGGGCAUGCCUACUGUCGCCGCCAGCUGACCAGUCCUCAUUCCAUUCCGGUUUGCGCGUGUCCUCAUCCACUGCAUACCGAGCAUUUCCACUACUUUGGCUGUCGGGAUCUUGUCGCCUCUUUCAAGUACGCUCCAAUCGUUCUCAAGGAAAUCGUACUCGCCCAACCUGCCAUCGCAAUUUCACUCGAACCCGAUCUCUUACCUCAACUUAUCGAAGAGAUUCGGCUAGUUGCCCAAUUCGGUCACGGUCUCUACUCGGCCAUCGGCGAAUGGUUGAAAGCGCUGACGGCAGAAUGCACGGGAACAAAGUUGGAAAAUCAAGUCGUUGCCAUGGUGGAGCAGCAGAUCCAAGAGCGAUCCCGCUUUCGAAAACGUGUCGAAGAGAUCCAGUUGAUGUUGACUUCACCUAACCUUCAACAAGUUAGUUCGCCCGGCGGUGGCGAAGAAUCCUUGUGGCUUAUAGCGGACCACGAAGUUCUCCUCAAGCGUAUUAUCGCCGAUACGGUUUGCUCGUGGAACGGUCGGUUACAGGAAGUAGUGGCUGCUAAGAAGAAAGAAGACAAGUCUUCAGCCUCCAAGCCCACGCAGAAAAAUGUCCAACCGUCCGAGAACGAAUCCGUUGAUGUCAAACCUCUUCCACCGGCUCCGCCGAUCUUCACCAUUUCGCCCAACUCUUCGCGCGAUGACUCGGUGGCCGAUUCGAGCCGCAAGAUGAGUGAACACAGCAUGUCUCCGUCGUCGUUAUCCAGCUCACCUUCCAAAAGCCCUUUUCUGCACCCCAGAAGCAGCGUCGAUUUUCAGUUUAGUGUCGAGCAGCAGUCGGAAAUAGGGUCAUCCCUGGAUCACCGUAGUCGCUCCGUUUCGCAAGUCAGCAACGAACAUCUGGAGGGCAGCGAAUCGAAAUCAUCAGUAGCAGCCCUACCGGUGACUCCGUUACAAACUCGAGUGUCUUUGGGGGCCCUUCUGUCGAUGACUGGACCAGGACCCUCGUUAUUAACGAUGCCAUUUCCUUCUACGGAGCACCAUCUCCUACCACCCGGUUCCUCACUCCCGCUAGUCGUCUACCAAAACGAGCCCUCCUCCAUCAUUGCUUAUGCAUUAGCAUCAGUCGACUAUGAACAGCAGCUGUCCGAGUUGCAAGCAGAUUUAGCAGAUCAGGUCGGCCCUUCCUCGCCAACUCGAACGUCGUCUCCAAUUGGACCGGAUCGAUGGUUUGACAACAUCGAACGCGAAGAACCGGGUGGCCGAAGUUAUGGAUCCUCUUCGACUUCCGGAAUUGCCCAGGCUCCUCCUGCCGGAGCUUUGGCUUCCAAUCAGCAUUUAGAGAUCCAGUUCAGUGACUCGAAUACCAAAUUUUACUGCCGUGUUUACUACGCGGAACAAUUCCGCGCAUUACGAUCCAAAGUCUUCCCUGCCGGCGAGGAUCGCUUCAUCCGUUCCUUGGCUCGAUGCGCUCCAUGGGCAGCUUCCGGGGGCAAGUCAGGUUCCACCUUUUGUAAAACAUUAGAUGACCGUUUUGUGUUGAAACAAAUGUCAAAAAUGGAAAUCCAGUCAUUCGUUGAUUUGGUGCCCAAUUACAUAAGUUACACUCAUCGCGCUCAAAGAGAAAAUCGCCCGACGGCCUUUUGCAAGAUUGUCGGCGCCUUCCGCAUCGUGUUCAAGAACGCCCAGACAAACGUGGCUAGCAAACAAGAUCUUCUAGUCAUGGAAAACCUCUUUUACAAGAAGAAUGUCACCCGAAAAUUCGAUCUCAAGGGCUCGGAGCGCAAUCGCCUUGUGUCAGCCACCGAAGCCGAGAUGAGCGAUUGUGUUCUCCUUGAUGAGAACUUUGUGCAAAUGACUUGGGACAAUCCUCUUUACGUUCGCGGUUACUCUCAGAGCGUUCUCAACAAAGCUCUCAGUACAGACACUCAGUUUUUAGCCUCACAACUGGUGAUGGACUACUCUCUCUUGGUGGGCAUUGAUGACGACAACAAUCAACUGAUCGUCGGUCUAAUAGAUUACAUUCGUACAUUCACUUGGGACAAGCGGCUUGAAACUUUUGUCAAGUCGUCUGGCAUACUGGGAGGACAAGGAAAGAUGCCUACAGUGGUAUCCCCUGAACUGUAUCGUACACGUUUCUGCGAGGCCAUGAACCGAUAUUUUACUUCUGUGCCUAGUUUUUGGGACUGAGGAGCGUGUUCAAUCGCCAAUCGCAGUGACCAAUCGCCAAAAGUUAAACUGGAAACAUCCACUUAAUAUCAAUCUUUUAAUCAUCCACUCAUGUAACAACCUGUAAAAUAAUAGUUAAAAACUAAAGAAACUCAAAACUAUGAAAGUGAAUGCCACUCUACUCCAAGUGUCCAUAUUGUUGAACUUUUUCUUUCGAUGUUAUGUAUAUUUUUACAUCCCAUAUAGUCUAUCAGUUCAAUAAGGCAUCAAAUAUUAUUCGUUGUUUUUAACACAUGUUCAAAUGUGGAGUUAUAUAAUCCUACGCUGUAGUCGACAUCACGUAUAAUAAACUCUUCUUGCAGCAG